Messenger RNA from Salvelinus fontinalis (brook trout), 4456 nucleotides. RefSeq lists its product as uncharacterized. Gene Ontology annotation, biological process: positive regulation of interleukin-1 production; regulation of DNA-templated transcription; monoatomic cation transport. The transcript is spliced from 18 exons. Lineage: Eukaryota; Metazoa; Chordata; Actinopteri; Salmoniformes; Salmonidae. The coding region runs from base 199 to 3501 and encodes 1100 amino acids. Gene Ontology annotation, molecular function: channel activity; DNA binding. The record is from RefSeq and is a predicted model, not a curated record.
GGUCUUACAUGGUACACGUCACUGCUUGUGCAGGGGAGUAUAGGCUGUGUUGUCAGCCUAGUGUCAGUCUGAUGAAGAUUGGCAUUCAGACUUUGUGUGGAGGACCGGACACUAAGGCGUGGAAGAGCAGACAACGACAACAUUGACUACUGCUUUGUUGCAGAGGGCAAACUAACUGUCUCCAUGUGAAGCUGUCCCAUGAUGCAACAUGUGUCCCCAGCACCAGCACUGACAAUGAUGGCCACUCAGAGCGUUCCUCCACCAUCGUACCAGGAGAGCCAACAGAUGACAGGCACCACCCAACAGAACUCCAAGGCCCAGCAGGUCCACAUCACAGCAUCCUCGGCGGCUGGGAACACCCCCGUCAGUGUGACCCUUGACCCCCAGGCCCAGCUGGAGUCAGACAAGCGGGCCGUGUACAGACACCCUCUAUUCCCACUGCUGGCCCUGCUGUUUGAGAAGUGUGAGCAGGCCACCCAGGGCUCCGAGUGCAUCACCUCUGCCAGCUUCGAUGUGGACAUUGAAAACUUUGUCCACCAGCAGGAGCAGGACCACAAGCCGUUCUUCAGCGAGGACCCUGAGCUGGACAACCUGAUGGUGAAGGCCAUCCAGGUGCUGAGGAUCCACCUGCUGGAACUGGAGAAGGUUAAUGAGCUCUGUAAGGACUUUUGCAACCGCUACAUAACCUGCCUCAAGACCAAGAUGCACAGCGACAACCUGCUCCGCAAUGACCUGGGCGGGCCCUACUCACCCUCGCACACCUCACUUAGCCUGCAGCAGGACCUCCUCCAGACGUCCUCUCCGUCCAUGACAUCAGUCUCCAGCUCUGUCAACUCCUCGGGAAUCAUGGUGCCCACCGGGACCCUGCAACAGGGCAACAUUGCCAUGACUACCAUCAACUCCCACGUGGUGUCAGGUGGAACCUUGUAUCAGCCGGUUGCCAUGGUGACAUCGCAAGGGCAGGUGUUAACCCAGGGACUCUCCCAGGGGACCAUCCAGAUCCAGAAUUCACAGGUAAACCUGGACUUGGCUUCACUCUUGGACAGUGACGACAAGAAGCACAAAAACAAGAGAGGGGUCCUGCCCAAGCACGCCACCAACAUCAUGCGCUCCUGGCUCUUCCAGCACCUCAUGCAUCCCUACCCAACAGAGGACGAGAAAAGACAGAUUGCAGGACAAACCAAUCUCACCUUAUUACAGGUCAACAACUGGUUUAUCAAUGCCCGCAGGCGCAUCCUCCAGCCCAUGCUGGAUGCCAGUAACCCAGACCCAGCUCCCAAGGCUAAGAAGAUGAAGUCCCAACACCGUCCAACCCAGCGCUUCUGGCCAGACUCCAUUGUGGCUGGAGUCUUGCAGACACAUGGACCUCACUCUAAUAACGCCGACAACCCCCUAGGCUUUGACAGCCUCCAGCCCCUGUCCUCUGUCUCAGCCACACUGUCCAUGCAGCAAGCCAUGCUCGGGGGAACCGAUGACUCCAUGGAUGGCACAGAGGAAGAGGAAGAGGAGGAAGAAGAGGAAGGGAUGGAAGAGGAGGAGGAAGAGGAGGAUGAGGAGGAGGAAGAGAUCGAGGGAGGAAGGAGAGAUCUGGGCAUGGAACACAGAGAGGGACUCGAGUUGAACACGGACAGUUUUGUAGCUUUAAUGAGGCUUACAAAAGUGCAUGAGUUCCUUGAGCUUAUGCAAAUUCCAAUGGUAACCGCCCCCUUCUCGCCCCUGCCCCGCCCUGCCCCGCCCUGCCCCGCCCUGUCCCGCCCUGCCCCGCCCUGUCCCGCCCUGCCCCGCCCCGCCCUGUCCCGCCCUGCCCCGCCCUGUCCCGCCCUGUCCCGCCCUGCCCCGCCCCGCCCUGUCCCGCCCUGUCCCGCCCUGCCCCGCCCCGCCCUGUCCCGCCCUGUCCCGCCCUGCCCCGCCCCGCCCUGUCCCGCCCUGUCCCGCCCUGCCCCGCCCCGCCCUGUCCCGCCCUGCCCCGCCCCGCUGGAUCCCCAGGAAACAUCUUUGGGAUUAGAUCGUGCCCAGGCUAAAAACUCUUCAUGCUCCAUAGAGCUUAGUGCUAUCAAGUCUCAGUGGACUCAGGUUGGAGUAAAUCCAACAUUUUUCUGUCCCUUUCUAGGCCCCAAGAUGUCCAUCGCUAAUGCAGCUGCCCAGGCCAUGCUGUCAGACGCCCUGCUACGCGACGGCGCUGGCGGCAGCCGCAUCGGUCACCUGGAGCUGGAGCUGCCACUUGACAAGGUCAUCAAGUUUGUGUCCGUGGGGCUGCCCUUACUGCUGGUGUCCAUGGCCUUCGCUCGCGAAAUCUCCAUCGGCCCACAGAUCAGCUGUUUCCCCCCCAAUAACUUUACAGCCAAGCAGGCAGCCUACGUGGACACGUACUGCUGGGACUCCCUGAUGCACCAUGAGUUUGACACAGAUGGAAACUUUGAGGAGCGAUCCCUCUGGGUGCACAAGAUGUUCCCGUACUCUCUGUUGGCUAUGGCCAUGAUGAUGUACCUGCCUGCCCUCAUCUGGCGUUUCCUGGUCAUGCCGUCGUUGGGCUCCGACCUGCUCUUCAUCAUUGACGAGCUGGACAAAUCGUACAACCGCUCCGUGCGAUUGGCUCAGAGCAUCCUGGAGAUGCGCCAGAACACCCAGAACCCCUUCACCUUCCAGGCCGAGCUUGAGAGGGCCAAGCGGAAGCGUUACUUCGAGUAUCCCCUGUUGGAGAGGUACAUGCAGAGCAAGCACGGCUCCUACUUCCUGGUCAGCAUGCUCUUUCUGCGCGGCUUCCUCUUGCUCACCUUCAUGUCUGCCUCCUGCCUCUACCUUGUCUACUUCCACCUAUCCGCCUUUCUCCAGGAUGAGUUUAGCUGCUUUGUCCGCACCGGCUUGCUGCGCGACCAAAACUGGGUCCCAGAACUGGUCCAGUGCAAAAUGACCGGUCAACUGGUCUUCCAGGUUAUUAGCGUGGCUAACGGUGCUAUCUACGUCCUUCUGGUACCUAUCGUGCUGUUCAGCUUGGUCCGCCUCUUCUGUUGGGAUACGACUCUAUUGUCGGUCUACGAGGUUCUACCCGCAUUGGGACUUAACAGCGGUCGCAAGCUGGGCUGCCCGCUCAACGACCUCAACGUUCUUCUGCUGUUUUUGCGAGCUAACGUGGCGCAUCUGCAGUCUUAUGGCAGGCUGAGGGCCGUAUGCUCGCUGGCAUCCCCGCAGAUCGGGAAGGGGAAUGGCGUGAAGGGCGCGGGGAUGCUGACGGCAGAGGAGAUCGAGGAGAGGGCCGAGGCAGCACAGGAGCUAGAGGAGGAAGUGGAGGAGCUGCAGGAGGAAGGGAAGCUCAACCUGGUGGAUAUCAUGACCAUUUUAGGAGCGGCCCGGGGAAACGCGUUCAACUGCACCGAUUCCAGGCCUCUGGUGGAGGAGAAUAUGAGUCUGGGUACUGUAACUCUUAUCUACACUCUCAAACGUAUUCUGCUCGUGGGAUUGUUCACCUAUAUUGUUUGGGAUGUUCAGAAAAUUAUAAAAUGAUGGAGCUCUCUCUGUGAGACUGCAGAUGAUGUUCAAAUUAAAUAACGGAUGGUGGUGUAAGCAGUUUUCAUUGAAUAGCCACUCUACUCUUACUGAAUAUUGGAUGAGGAGGCAAUAGUAGUAAUGGACUUCACUUGAGAUAGCAGUUUUGAUUCAAACUUUUCCAUCUACGCUGUGAUACAAAAAUGCUUUCCACAAAUAUUAACUGUCCACAAAUGGUUUUCUUAUACAUGUACUACUAUACCAGUAGGCCUAAUAUAAAUAAGUACUACAUGUUAGAGAGUUUUUCCUCAGGACUGGAAAGCCUAUAAUUCUAAAAGAGGCUUUUAUUAGGAACUACAGCAAGAGAGCAGAUACAAUUAGUGGUCAUUCCCACUCCUAACUCCCCUCUCUGUCUCCUUACAGAGCCAAACCACCAGGGGUACCAUGAGUUGAAGGAGACUGCAUCAUGUAAUCGUUACUAAACCACGAAUUGACUGAACCAUCAAUGUGACACCAAUUGAGGGGUGGGGGUGGGGGGUCAAAAAGACAACCUGGGAGAGAAGCGAGGGAAGGGGUUCUGUAUCCAGAGAAGUUGUUCCAAAAAGCCUCCAUUAGAAUUAAAAGCUUGGUGGUUAACUUGAGCGUUGUUGUUUCUUUAUGUAUGACUGAGCUUCUGGGUCGUUGUGACUCAACUUAAUUUCAACCUCAGAUUUCCUACUUUUCUUUAUGGUUAUGCUAUUUACUAUACUUGAUUUUGUGAUUUGUCAGCAAGGAAAGUUGUAUGUGUUGAAUGUCAACCAGUAACAUUUUGUUUGUUCUAUGUCAACAGAUAUCAAUGUAAUGAAUAAAGUUAUUUUUCUGACUUGUGUUGAAUGGCUCAAGUGCAACAUUUCCCUCACCACUUGUGAAUCACAUUGUAAAUUAAUUGCCUCGGAAAAUAUGUGAUUAUUUAAUUGAAUAAAAUACAUUUUAA